Cutaneotrichosporon oleaginosum is the source of this 1599-nucleotide messenger RNA. RefSeq lists its product as uncharacterized. The record is from RefSeq and is a predicted model, not a curated record. Gene Ontology annotation, biological process: transmembrane transport. NCBI's taxonomy places the organism in Eukaryota, Fungi, Basidiomycota, Tremellomycetes, Trichosporonales, Trichosporonaceae. Gene Ontology annotation, molecular function: transmembrane transporter activity. Gene Ontology annotation, cellular component: plasma membrane.
AUGUCGUCACCAACAAACAUCAAGGCCGAGCUUGACGUCGAGGCCGUGCAGCCUGGCCCCUCCCGCCCUUCCCACACCACUUCCACUUCCACCACGCCUACCCUCUUCCGCUCCCCUUCCACCCUCUAUCGUGAGCGUGGAACCGUUCCUGUCGAGCUCGUCAACGCGGUGCUAGAGAAGGGCGACGCAUUCGAGAUUGUCUUUGACGGCCCCAAUGAUCCUCGAAACGCACAGAACUGGAGCUUUGGCAAGAAGAUCUUCCAGACCUCCCUCAUGACCGCUGCCACUCUAUGGGCCGGCAUUGGCUCUGCGGUCAUCUCUGGUGCGGCCACCUCGUUCCGAGCACACUUCGGCGUAUCCGCAGUCGUCGCCGAGCUUGCAAAUGGCAUGUUUAUCCUCGGCUUCGCACUCGGCCCCCAGGUCUUCGGCCCCCUCUCCGAGGUCCUCGGCCGCAAGUGGCCCCUUACUCUCGGACUUUUCCUCGGCACCAUGUUCAGCAUCAUGACCGCCGGCGCCGGCAACCUCGGCACUGUUAUCGUCGGCCGCUUCCUCGGUGGCUUGUUUGGCGCCUCACCGUACGCUAUCGGCGGCGGCUGGUUCCACGACGUCUACGACCCCAUCCACGUGCAGGCGGGCGUGGCCUUCUUCGCUGCCGCCACCGCGGGAGGACCCGCCCUCGGCCCCAUCAUUGGCGCCGGGCUCGCCUCCACCAGCGCGAAUUACGGCUGGCGUUGGGCCGAAUGGUUCAUGGCUGCUUUCGGACUGCUCGUCACCUUCCUCCUCGCCGUCUUUAUGGAAGAGGCGUACGCUCCCUCCAUCCUCAAACAAGAGGCCAUGCGGCGCCGCCGUGAGACCAAGGUCUGGGCGUACCACUCUGAGCUCGACACAGUCAACAUCACACCCAGUGACAUCCUCCUCCGCUACGUCCUCCGCCCCGUCCGCAUGCUCUUUACUGAACCCCUUCUCUUCGUCAUCAGCAUGUACAUGAGCUUUGUCUACGCCCUGCUUUACAUGCUCAUGGCGGCCCUCCCAGUUAUCUUUGGCGAGUACCGUGGCAUGGGUCCUUUCGUCGAGAACACUCCCCUCUUCUCCGUCUUCGUUGGUAUCGUGUGCGGCGGCGCGCUUAUCAUCCUCGACAUGCAGCGCUACAAGGGCCGCCUGGCCGCCACAGGCGCCGAGGCCCUGCCCGAGGAGCGCUUCGUGCCCAUGGGUCUCGGCGCACUCUUGCUCCCCAUCGGCCUGUUCUGGUUCGCCUUCACCGGUCCCGCACAGGUGUCUUCCCCCUGGCCCUCGAUCAUCGCCCUCGGCUUCAGCAUGUGCGGCAUGGUGCUCAUCUUCGAGUGCGGCAUCAUUGUCAUCAUCGACAACUACGGCUCGUUUGCCAACUCCGCCAUCGCCGCCAACACACUCACCCGGAGUAUCUUUGGCGGCUCGUUCCCCCUUUUCACUGCUGGAAUGGUCCACAACCUCGGACUUGAGGGGACGUGGAGCAUGGCCCUGCUUGCGUUCAUCGCGGUGGCAUUGGCGCCGAUUCCCCUCAUUUUCUACCACAUCGCGCCCAGGCUUCGCGCCAUGAGCAAGUUCAACCCCGGCCUCUAG